This is a messenger RNA of Salmo salar (Atlantic salmon), 3312 nucleotides long. It is a transcript of the gene htr2b, whose product is annotated as 5-hydroxytryptamine (serotonin) receptor 2B, G protein-coupled. NCBI's taxonomy places the organism in Eukaryota, Metazoa, Chordata, Actinopteri, Salmoniformes, Salmonidae. Gene Ontology annotation, molecular function: G protein-coupled serotonin receptor activity; neurotransmitter receptor activity. Gene Ontology annotation, biological process: regulation of behavior; smooth muscle contraction; chemical synaptic transmission. Gene Ontology annotation, cellular component: plasma membrane; dendrite. The record is from RefSeq and is a predicted model, not a curated record.
AUAUAAUCAUAAUCCGGAAAAUGUGUUUUUAGUUUUUAUCUAAAAAACUUUUAAAAAAGAAGUGAAAAUGCUGUUUCAACAGGACACGUGAAGCAACACUUAACCUACACAACUAAAAACUCUCUCCUCCUCCAACCACCAUCCCCAGCCCCUACUGGAGGAGAGAACAGAAAGAGACAAAUAUAAACAGUAAGUCGGCUGUGUCGAAGGAUAUUGCCUCCCAGAAACACCGGCAUUCGGCCAGCUCUGAGACAUUCAUCUGUCUUCUCCCUAGCCUGACUCAUGGAUAAGUGAGGUGGUAAGAGAGAGAGAGAUAGGAGGGAGCGAGGGGGAUGGAGAAGCAGUAUGAGGGAGUGAGAGACGGAGUGCGAGAGGGGGGAGACAGGACAUCUGAAAGUUUUCAACCUGUGAUCACGGUAGGUGAUGCGAAUCGAAACCGGGGGCUCAUCCAACAAGCGGGACAAAGGAAUUUCCUCAGGAUGGAAUGCACCAAAGUCAGAUAAUAUUAGGCAAUUAUUUUCACAAGGGCUGCCUGUGACAUUUUUUGAUUUUGGAGGAGUUCUAAGUAUAAAAACAUGAGCGGGGACAGGGGAAAAAAGGCAGUCACUGAAGGAGUUUGAAGAUUGAGUUGUUUGGUGAUGAACAACCCUGGUUUUGCACGAUUGAAUUUUUUUGGGAUUAUAGCAGCUCAGAAGGCGAUACAAAUGUACAGGACAAAUCAAAGGAGAACACAAGGGGUGCUGCCUUUGAUGAAGUAGAAACCGGCCUGUUCUAGAGCGUACACAAACCAGAAGACAACGGCGCCUGGAUUGCGAGUCAGACAACCAACUCUUGACCUAACACCCCUUUUACUGUGGAGGUACAUUCUGUGCUUGGAUUACUGCCUUGACCACGUUUUGCGGCGACCUGUUAAUAAGUUUGGGAGCUGCUGGGCUUUUUUGAUUGUGAAGUGGCCCUUUUGGUUUAUACGGUGCGCCCGGGUAUGAGCCACCGCCCUGUGUGCUGGACCUGAGCUGCCCUCCGCCGACCCUACCCCUGUUCGCGGGACCCUGUGACCAUGCUGACCAAGCCCCCUGAACCAGCCAGAGCAGAGCCCCGACCCGCGCCCAGCCCAGCAGUCCUCUCCAUAGCAGCAUGUCCCAGCCAGAGGCACCCCCGCUGGCGGUCAACGGUUCGGGGUCCGAGGAGGUGGCUGGUGCUCAGCUACGCUGGGCCGCCUUACUCAUCAUUAUGGUCAUCAUCCCCACCAUUGGGGGCAACAUCCUGGUCAUCCUGGCAGUGUCGCUGGAGAGGAAACUGCAGAAUGCCACCAACUACUUCCUGAUGUCCCUGGCAGUGGCCGACCUGCUGGUGGGACUCCUGGUGAUGCCCAUCGCCCUCAUCACUGUGCUCUACAAUUCCGGAUGGCCUCUUCCGGAGUUUCUCUGCCCAAUCUGGCUCUUCCUGGACGUCCUGUUCUCCACAGCAUCCAUCAUGCACCUGUGUGCCAUCUCACUGGACCGCUACAUAGCCAUCAAGAAGCCCAUUCAGCACAGCCAGUAUAAGUCCAGGGCCAAAGCCAUGGCUAAGAUAGCAGUGGUGUGGUUCAUAUCUAUUGGUAUCGCAAUUCCCAUUCCCAUCAAGGGGCUGAGAAACUACCACCUUCCAAACAAUGUCACCUUUAACAGCAACCACACCUGCCUACUGAAACCAGACAGCUUCCGAGAAUUCAUCAUGUUUGGCUCCAUGACAGCUUUUUUCAUCCCUUUGACUAUCAUGAUGGUCAUCUACCUGCUCACCAUCCAGGUGCUGCGCAAGAAAGCCUUUCUGCUCAGGUCAAAGGUGACCCAACGCUUCACUCGCCCAACCGUCUCCUCAGUCUUCCAGAGGGAGCAGUCAGUGGCUUCUCCCACAACUGAGAAACUGCCAGGAAAAUCAAUUUCUCCCGCCAACCCAAUCAUAGGUGACGAGAUCCCCAUCCGUCGCAUGUCCACCAUAGGCAAGAAGUCCAUGCAGAACCUGACCAAUGAGCAGCGUGCCUCCAAGGUGCUGGGCAUCGUCUUCCUUCUGUUUGUGGUCAUGUGGUGCCCAUUCUUCAUCACCAACAUCACCUCUGUGCUUUGCGCCAGCUGCGACGUCCAUGUGAUCGGCCGCCUGAUGGAGAUCUUCGUGUGGGUAGGCUACGUGUCAUCAGGCAUCAAUCCGCUGGUCUACACCCUCUUCAACAAGACCUUCCGCCAGGCCUUCACACGCUACAUCACCUGUAACUACAGCAGCGCCACUAACACGCCAGCCAGGCAAACUAGGGAACAGCAUGGCUGCAGGAAUCUGACACGGAUCUCCUUCCAUUCAUCUGUGGCGGAAAACUCCAAGCUGUUCAUGAAGCGGGGGAUGAAGAACGGCAUCGGGCCGGUGAGCUAUCAGAGCCCGCCGAGGCGACGGCAAGCACCCAUGCAGUCCUCUGCUAGCGUUGUACUGGACACUCUGCUCCUUACAGAGAAUGAGGAUUGCAAACCCGAAGAGCAUGUCAGUUAUGUGUAGUGCAAAAGGAAAUAAUUAGAACCAGAAAGUCACGUGAAAAAGACAGAGCAGGCUUGAGUUGUCCAGGGGUUCAGGUGACAAGACACCUUCCUUGAGCAUCACUUCUGUGGAUUCGGUGCUAUUAAAAGAAAACACCGUGUGUCCUCAGGGGCGAAACGAAAGGAGAUGCGAUCUCUGUCAAACACUUUGGCCAGAAAGAAGAGGCCCUCAGAUUCUGUACAGAGAUUGCUGAACAUUAGGAGUAAAAUGACACAGCAAAUAGGUGCGUCGAGUUAGUUACCCUCAAUAAAAGACAAACCCUACAACGCUCAGGUCGGAUUGUCCUUAAGGAGGCCGCCAGACAGAUAAGGAAUGAAGACAUAGACUGUCUGGAAACACUCUGUGGAUACAAUGUGUAUUCCCAUGCUACCCAUGGGCUAUUUGGUUGUCUGCUAUGGACAAUUCCCAUGGAGGAGAUGACAUGCUUACCAAUUGAGAGGACAAACACUCCUCCCACAAACUAGACAUUCAGUCUCCACAUCACACAGAGUUCUGAAGAAUACACUAUAAAUGCCACCCAUUUUAACUGCAAUGUUUGGUAAGUGUUUUUAUAAACUGUGAACAGAUGUUAUAAAGUCACAAGUCCUAUUUUCCCCAAAGUGUUAUAAUAAUCCACUUGGAUGUUUAUAUAUAAAAUGCAACACAGACAAAACCUUUGCAAAUGGGAAGCUUGUCAAAUACAAAAAUGUAUAGCCUACGAAUGGAUGUGUGAUGGUUCAGAAAUGUAUAAAACUGUGCUUGGCUUAAAGAAAA